This is a messenger RNA of Sorghum bicolor (sorghum), 2661 nucleotides long. Its product is annotated as DELLA protein DWARF8. Gene Ontology annotation, molecular function: DNA-binding transcription factor activity; sequence-specific DNA binding. Gene Ontology annotation, cellular component: nucleus. The transcript has a single exon. NCBI's taxonomy places the organism in Eukaryota, Viridiplantae, Streptophyta, Magnoliopsida, Poales, Poaceae. Gene Ontology annotation, biological process: regulation of DNA-templated transcription. The coding region runs from base 258 to 2141 and encodes 627 amino acids. The record is from RefSeq and is a predicted model, not a curated record.
CUCUCAUCACCUGAUGGCUGAUGCCUGCCUUCGUUCGCGGCCGCCUUCGCCUGCCGCUACUACUACUACUACUAGUUCCCCUCUCUCGCUCGCUUCCCCUCUCUCGCCCGCUUCCUCCCUCCCCCUCCCCUUCCCUUCCCUUCCCUUCACCACUCCCACUUCCCAACCCUGGAUCCAAAUCCCAAGCUAUCCCAGAACCGAAACCGAGGCGCGCAAGCAAUUAUUCGCUGGCUAGCUAGGCCUGUAGCUCCGAGAUCAUGAAGCGCGAGUACCAAGACGCCGGCGGGAGCGGCGGCGACAUGGGCUCCUCCAAGGACAAGAUGAUGGUGGCGGCGGCGGGGGCAGGGGAGCAGGAGGAGGAGCUGGACGAGAUGCUGGCCUCGCUCGGCUACAAGGUGCGUUCGUCGGAUAUGGCGGACGUCGCACAGAAGCUGGAGCAGCUCGAGAUGGCCAUGGGGAUGGGCGGCGUUGGCGGCGCCGGCGCUACCGCUGAUGACGGCUUCAUCUCGCACCUCGCCACGGACACCGUGCACUACAAUCCCUCCGACCUGUCGUCCUGGCUCGAGAGCAUGCUGUCCGAGCUCAACGCGCCCCCACCGCCGCUCCCGCCCGCGACGACGCCGCCGGCCCCGAGGCUCGCGUCCACCUCGUCCACCGUCACAAGUGGCGCCGCCGCCGGUGCUGGCUACUUCGAUCUCCCGCCCGCCGUCGACUCGUCCAGCAGCACCUACGCCCUGAAGCCGAUCCCCUCGCCGGUGGCGGUGGCGUCGGCCGACCCGUCCUCCACGGACUCCACGCGGGAGCCCAAGCGGAUGCGGACUGGCGGCGGCAGCACGUCGUCUUCGUCUUCCUCGUCGUCAUCCAUGGAUGGCGGCCGCACUAGGAGCUCCGUGGUCGAGGCUGCCCCGCCCGCGACGCAGGCGCCCGCGGCGGCCAACGGGCCCGCCGUGCCGGUGGUGGUGAUGGACACGCAGGAGGCUGGGAUCCGGCUCGUGCACGCGCUGCUGGCGUGCGCGGAGGCCGUGCAGCAGGAGAACUUCUCUGCGGCGGACGCGCUGGUCAAGCAGAUCCCCAUGCUGGCCUCGUCGCAGGGCGGUGCCAUGCGCAAGGUCGCCGCCUACUUCGGCGAGGCGCUUGCCCGCCGCGUGUAUCGCUUCCGCCCGACGCCGGACACCUCCCUCCUCGACGCCGCCGUCGCCGACUUCCUGCACGCGCACUUCUACGAGUCCUGCCCCUACCUCAAGUUCGCCCACUUCACCGCGAACCAGGCAAUCCUCGAGGCUUUCGCCGGCUGCCGCCGCGUCCACGUCGUCGACUUCGGCAUCAAGCAGGGGCUGCAGUGGCCGGCUCUUCUCCAGGCCCUCGCCCUCCGUCCUGGCGGCCCCCCAUCGUUCCGACUCACCGGCGUCGGCCCACCGCAGCACGACGAGACCGACGCCUUGCAACAGGUGGGCUGGAAACUUGCUCAGUUCGCGCACACCAUCCGCGUCGACUUCCAGUAUCGUGGCCUCGUCGCCGCCACGCUCGCUGACCUGGAGCCGUUCAUGCUGCAACCGGAGGGGGACGACAAGGAUGAGGAGCCCGAGGUGAUCGCCGUCAACUCAGUGUUCGAGCUGCAUCGGCUGCUCGCUCAGCCCGGCGCCCUGGAGAAGGUCCUGGGCACGGUGCGCGCGGUGCGGCCGAGGAUCGUGACCGUGGUCGAGCAGGAGGCCAACCACAACUCCGGCACAUUCCUUGACCGCUUCACGGAGUCCCUGCACUACUACUCCACCAUGUUCGAUUCUCUCGAGGGCGCCGGCUCCGGCCAAUCCACCGAUGCCUCUCCGGCCGCGGCCGGCGGCACGGACCAGGUCAUGUCCGAGGUGUACCUGGGCCGGCAGAUCUGCAACGUUGUGGCAUGUGAGGGCGCGGAGCGCACGGAGCGCCACGAGACGCUGAGUCAGUGGCGCGGCCGCCUCGUCGGCUCCGGGUUCGAGCCCGUGCACCUGGGCUCCAAUGCCUACAAGCAGGCGAGCACGCUGCUGGCACUCUUCAACGGCGGCGACGGGUACAGGGUGGAGGAGAAGGACGGGUGCCUGACCCUGGGGUGGCAUACGCGCCCGCUCAUCGCCACCUCGGCAUGGCGCCUCGCCGCUCCGUGAUCAUGGGGUGGGGUUUUGGACGCUGAUCAAGGCACACGUCCCCCGGCCCCGGGCAUGGCGCAGCCUCCCCGAGCUCGCCGGCGCAGUUGAAGCUGUAGACGUCAAUGAACGCUGAAUGAAUUGCAGUUAUUAGGCGACCGGGCCACGGUUCUCGCCGGCGUGAUGAGAUGGACUGGACACUUUGACUCCGACCGGAUCGGGCCUGUGUUCGUUCUUGUUUCCGAUCCCCCUCUCUUCCCGUUGCUUCAAUCCGUCAACUAUGGUAGCCCGUAGCCCCUAUUGUUAUGUUUAAAUGUCUAUUAUUAUUAUUAUGUGUAAUUCCUCCCAAGCGCUGAUAUCCAAUAAGGACGAACCGGAUUUCGUUAGCUCGAAUGAGAAUUUUGUAUACAGUGCAUCCAAUCUGAACUUUAGCUAUGUUCAUCUGUUCGAAUGCUUCUUGCAUCAUCAUGUACACGAUUCUUGGCCUAUUCGUCCUCUGUAAUGAUGAUGAUCGUAAUGCUGUAGCAUUCCGUAUUGUGAA